Alexandromys fortis (reed vole) is the source of this 1850-nucleotide messenger RNA. RefSeq names its product prostaglandin E synthase 3 like (gene Ptges3l). Gene Ontology annotation, molecular function: protein-folding chaperone binding; Hsp90 protein binding. Gene Ontology annotation, cellular component: cytosol; nucleus. The coding region runs from base 245 to 658 and encodes 137 amino acids. NCBI's taxonomy places the organism in Eukaryota, Metazoa, Chordata, Mammalia, Rodentia, Cricetidae. The transcript has 7 exons. The record is from RefSeq and is a predicted model, not a curated record. Gene Ontology annotation, biological process: protein folding; chaperone-mediated protein complex assembly.
UAAAGAUAGAGGCCCUUGUGCCUGGGACUCCAAAACCCACAGGGCAGCUGGAGUCACUAUGGAACGGUGAGUUUCAGGCCGCCAUCGUACAGAUCCCUUGCCCCUCUCCCUGCAGAUUCCCUGCCCCGCGUCUUGUAGAAGCUGCUGAUUCUGCCCGGAUCCACCUGAGCACUGGACUCCAGGUCUCUGAGGCUGUGGGCAGCCCGCCCGGACCCUGUGGUAUGACAGACCCAAAUAUGUUUUCAUGGAGUUUUGUGUUGAGGACAGCACCGACGUGAAUGUGCUCAUUGAGGACCACCGCAUUGUGUUCAGCUGCAGGAACGGUGAUGGAGUGGAGCUGUACAAUGAGAUCGAGUUCUAUGCCAAGGUGAACUCCAAGGACUCUCAGGAUAAGCGCUCUGGUCGCUCUAUCACUUGCUUUGUGAGGAAAUGGAAGGAGAAGGUGGCCUGGCCACGGCUCACCAAGGAGGAUAUCAAGCCAGUGUGGCUCUCUGUGGACUUUGAUAACUGGAGAGACUGGGAAGGAGAUGACGAGGUGGAACUGGCUCAGGUGGAGCAUUACGCAGAGCUUUUGAACAAGGUCAGCACCAAGAGACCUCCCCCUGCCAUGGAUGAUCUAGAUGAUGAUUCUGAUAGUGCGGAUGCAGCAACUAAUUAGGUUUCUGUGACAGCAGAACUGGGGAGGAGGCUGUAGCUACCUUCUGUCGUGUGGAAAGGCUAUGGUGCGCCUUCAUCAACUGUUUUGUUAUGCAUCAAGAUCCACUGAGACCUCUGGACUUUUCCAGAAGCUUUUCUUCCUUCCUUCCUUCCUUCCUUCCUUCCUUCCUUCCUCCCUUCCUUCCUUUUCUUUUUUUCUUUUUUAUUUUUGUUUGCCUUUCCCUCCAUGGGUGUUAUAUGUGCCCUGCUGGACCUUCCUUCCUUCCUUCCUUUCUUUUUUUCUUUUGUUUUUGGAGACAGGGUUUCUCUGUGUAGCUUUGGAACCUGUCCUGGAACUCGCUCUGCAGACCAGGCUGCUGGCCUUGAACUCACAAAGAUCUGUCUCCUCAGAAGCUCUUUGUUGUUGUUGUUUUUCGAGACAGGGUUUCUCUGUAGCUUUGAAGCCUAUCCUGGAACUAGCUCUUGUAGAACAGGCUGGUCUCAGCAGAGUCCACAGAGAUCCACCUGCCUCUGCCUUCUGAGUGCUGGAAUUAAAGGCGUGCACCACCACCUGGCAGAAGCUUUCUUAAGGGUCCCUACUUAUGCCACAGGUCUUCCUCCUGGUUGCUCCAGUGUGGUCUGCAUUGGCUAGGAGGGAGGGUGAGGCGCUGGCUGUUGGGGUUUCUGACUCCCAUUGAUUUGCCUUAGAAUCUAUGCUUGGGAUGCUGGGGUUGUUUGGACACACGUUUCUAUGUGGUAAAGCAAAGGCCAAAAAAAGAGAGAUUACAGUAAAUUCUAGGAGUGUUGCUGUCUCCUUCCUUCUGGCACUUUCCCCUCACUCUGGGAAGCCUUGUCAGAGAUUCUGGCCCCUUUUGCAGCGUGUAUCCUAGUCAGGGGAUUUCAUCUCACCCAGAUAGACAACCCAGUCAGCCCUUGACCCUUAGCUUCCUGUACAGCUCUGUGAGAGUGUGCAGUGUAUGUUUCAGAGAACAAGAGUUUGGUUCUUAGCACCCAUACCAGGGUUGUGAGGUGGUUCACAACCACCUGUAACUUAGUACACAUACACAUAAAUAAAAUAUUUUUAAAAAUCCACAUUAUCAUAAAUCACAGGUUUCUGAGGUUUGUGGGUUAAUUUUUUUCCCUAUAGUUAAAAAAAGUUACAUGCUGAAAUGUUAUGGAUGUUUGUUUUAAUUAAAAUAUUAAUAUACACACCU